UGUAUUUUAAAUCUCAAAAUGUUAAUGUUUCCAUUUAUGUUUAGACGUUUUCCACUUAAAAUACUGGUGUUUAAUAAAAAAGGUCACAGACGCGACAUGUGCGUCUUUUAGUGAUCAGUUUCUGAGUUCAUUUGUUUGGAUGGCGCCUGGUGACGCGCGCUCCGCGCCAAACCCCUCCCGAUGCGCCGCGCGCUCCGCGCUGGACAGCCCAGUGUCCCUCAGUCAUACAAUAUGCACCGCUAGGGGACAGUUCAGGGAAGGGACACCAGCGGAGACCGAAGGAUCCUUUGGAGAGCUCCAGUCCCCUGAAGACGCGAUGGAGUCGUCCAGCAGUGUGCCGAACACCGCGCUCACGCGACUCCUGAACUUCACAGAGGAUCCCGUCAGCUUCUCUGAGAGUCCUUCCAUGGCGGGGUUACGCGCCACAGAAGAGCCGCUUUCACCCGUGCUCAGCAGCUUCAGGACUGACGCGGCUCCAGCGGGGCUCCUGGCGGGUCCGUUCUCGCCCUCCGAAGAGCCCACUCACCUAAUUGUGGCUUUCUGGGAUUCACCCUUGAGUCACGGGAUUAACGUGUUUGUUGGCUUUGUCCUGUGCUUCACCAUGCUGGGGCUGGGCUGCACGGUGGAUCUCAGUCACCUGGGCGAGCACAUCCGCAAGCCCAUAGGAGUCCUGCUGGCGGUGGUGUGCCAGUUUGUCCUCAUGCCUCUCAUCGCCUUCCUCCUGGCUCUGGCCUUCUCCCUCAACGAUGUGGCCGCUAUGGCUGUGCUGCUGUGCGGCUGCUGCCCUGGAGGAAACCUCUCCAAUAUCAUGUCACUGCUGGUCAACGGGGAGAUGAACCUCAGCAUUAUCAUGACCAUCUCAUCCACUAUUCUGGCGCUCGUGCUCAUGCCGCUGUGUCUGUGGAUGUACAGUCGUGCGUGGAUCAACACACCUGUGGUGAACCUUCUGCCCUUCGGCGCGAUCAUUCUCACCCUCUGCAGCACCCUCGUUCCCAUCGGGUUCGGGGUCUGGCUUAGAUACCGCUAUACUCGAGUGGCAGAAAUCAUCAUCAAGGUGUCUCUGUGGUCUCUUCUGGUCACUCUGCUGAUGCUCUUCAUCAUGACUGGAACUAUGUUGGGUCCGGAGCUGCUGGCCACCAUCCCUGCCUCCGUCUAUCUGGUGGCUUUACUCAUGCCCAUGGCCGGCUAUGCAGCAGGAUACGGCCUGGCCACGCUCUUCGAUCUACCCCCCAACAGUCGGAGGACUGUGUCUUUAGAGACGGGGUGUCAGAACGUGCAGCUCUGCACAGCCAUCCUGAAACUGGCGUUCCCUCCGCAGCUGAUGGGAGGCAUGUAUAUGUUUCCUCUGCUGUACGCGCUCUUCCAGGCAGCAGAGGCUGGGCUCAUCAUUCUGGCUUACCGCAUGUACAGGAAAGAGGUAUUACAUAAACAGGACCUCAUGGAGGAUGACGAGGAUGAUACAAACAUAUCCUACAAGAGAAUGAAGGAAGAAGACGUGCUGUUUGAUUCUACAUAUGGUGCGGUAACAGAGAGCGACCCCAACGUCAUCGUGUUGGAGCCACAGGAUGGUACUGGAAGCCCCACACCUGUAUAAGGGAACAAAAACAAAAGACUUGAGAAUCACUAUAGACACUGGUCCUGAGUAUUUACAAAGGGAUUUAUUCAUGCCAUCACUCACUGUUGAAUUUCUUACUUAAUCACUCACAGCUUAAUAACUAAUAUGUGCCAAAAAUGAUCGCAAGACUGAAAAUGGAAACUAAUAACAUAACACACUAGACACACUAGCCAAAUACUACCAUUCAAUGGAAUUUUACUAAAAUUUGUAUAAAAUAUAUUUAAAAAUUAUUAUAAAAUAUAUAAAUAUAUAUAUAAGAUAAAUACCAUUUUAU
This is a messenger RNA of Carassius auratus (goldfish), 1889 nucleotides long. Its product is annotated as sodium/bile acid cotransporter 4-like. The transcript is spliced from 3 exons. Gene Ontology annotation, molecular function: bile acid:sodium symporter activity. The record is from RefSeq and is a predicted model, not a curated record. Gene Ontology annotation, cellular component: membrane. NCBI's taxonomy places the organism in Eukaryota, Metazoa, Chordata, Actinopteri, Cypriniformes, Cyprinidae. Gene Ontology annotation, biological process: bile acid and bile salt transport. Bases 140 to 1594 code for a protein of 484 amino acids.